Messenger RNA from Eurypyga helias (sunbittern), 325 nucleotides. RefSeq names its product ubiquitin-conjugating enzyme E2T (putative) (gene UBE2T). The transcript is spliced from 4 exons. NCBI's taxonomy places the organism in Eukaryota, Metazoa, Chordata, Aves, Eurypygiformes, Eurypygidae. The record is from RefSeq and is a predicted model, not a curated record. Gene Ontology annotation, cellular component: nucleus. The annotation marks the transcript as partial. Gene Ontology annotation, biological process: DNA damage response; protein polyubiquitination. Gene Ontology annotation, molecular function: ubiquitin conjugating enzyme activity.
AAAUCUUAGGAGGUGCAGACACACCGUAUGAAAAAGGAGUAUUCAACCUGGAAAUAAUUGUUCCUGAAAGGUACCCGUUUGAGCCCCCGAAGAUUCGCUUUCUGACCCCUAUCUAUCAUCCCAACAUUGACUCUGCUGGAAGGAUUUGCCUGGAUGUUCUUAAAUUACCACCAAAGGGUGCGUGGAGGCCUUCCCUGAACAUCUCCACGCUGCUGACCUCCAUACAGCUGCUGAUGGCGGAGCCCAACCCCGACGACCCUCUCAUGGCAGACAUAUCCUCGGAGUACAAGUACAACAAGCAAGUCUUCCUGAUGAACGCCAGAGA